CUUUUUCGCAUCUGGCUGCGGCGAGCAAGGACAUGAGACUCCUCGUCCUUGCUGUGGUUCUCGUCGGGGUGAAUGCCGCCAUCGGGGUGGAUGCCGCCGACGGGGUGGAUGCCGCCGUCGGGGUGGAUGCCGCCGCCGACGAGGUUCAUCCUGACGUCCUCAGAGAGAUUCAUCACUGGGCAUCCGGCAAGUCCGACGGCCGCAUCGCGGAAGGACGCGAGCGCGACGCGGCGAUGAAGGAGGCUGAGGCCCCAGGGCGGGCAUCCUCUCUGAGCAGCGACGUCUUCCACUUCGUGGGGGGGACCAUCGGGGACGUCGUGGACGUCCUGACCGCCACCCGCCUGUCGUCCGCCGGCGCAAGGGUAAGAGCUGGCAGCAACCAGAAGAACUCAAGAGGAAGCACUCGAGACUUCGCAGAUGCCACGCAGCACGAAAAAUUCAAUCAUCCCUUCGACCCCACAGAGUCGGUGUACGAUUACAUCGAGCGUGAAUCGAAGAAGCAAAAUACGAACACCCUCAAUGUUACGAACGCCAUCAGUUCGUCCAAGAACUCAAGAACUAAGUCCAAGAACCCAAUCCAACGAUCACCGCGAAACCCAAAAUGGAGCGUCCAGCGGUCACUCGACGACGCAUCCCCGUCGGAACCCCCUCUGCCUCAGCAAGAUUCUCCUUAUCCAGCAAGAAAGAAUCCAAAAAAAGAAAUCCAAUCACAAGAGCGAGACGCCGAGCCUCCACGACUAUAG
This is a messenger RNA of Darwinula stevensoni, 743 nucleotides long. The record is from the annotation of a GenBank genome assembly. NCBI's taxonomy places the organism in Eukaryota, Metazoa, Arthropoda, Ostracoda, Podocopida, Darwinulidae.